Molecule: messenger RNA, 2241 nt
Organism: Corythoichthys intestinalis (scribbled pipefish)
Lineage: Eukaryota; Metazoa; Chordata; Actinopteri; Syngnathiformes; Syngnathidae
Gene: zmat1
Product: zinc finger matrin-type 1
Exons: 7
Coding region: 17-1801 (594 amino acids)
Cellular component (GO): nucleus
Molecular function (GO): nucleic acid binding; zinc ion binding
Source: RefSeq, a predicted model, not a curated record
UGCCAGUGGGGCUAAAAUGGACCUGCUGAACGGCAGCACUCCACAGCUUGUGGAGUCUGGCGCUCAAAAUAACAUUAAAAAUGUCCCUUUAGCAACUUCUACCACAGCACCUGAUAAAGUAAUAAACAUUAAAACUGAUAGUAGCCAGAUUGGAGGAAAUGUGAGUGAUGAGGAACUCCUUAAAGGUCUCCUUACUGACCAACUCUGCCAUGUGUGUAAUGCUGUGCUAUUGUUUGAGUCUCAGCGGCUGUCACAUUAUGAGGGGAAAAAACAUGCCCAGAAGUUGAAGUUGUAUCUGCAUAACAAGAGAGAUGAAAUGAGACACAAAGAGUCUUCUGGACUGGUGCACCGCAUGCCAAACGAUAAGGAUCGUUUCUGCGAGCUAUGUAACAUGGUUUUCACCUCUGCUGUGGUGGCAAAGUCGCAUUACGAAGGCAGAGUCCACAGCAAAAAUCUCAGAAAACAAAGUGCUCCUAAACUGGAGGUCGGUACUUUACCCAAGCCACAGUUGGACCGUGCCACUGAAGAUCGGUUGUCGGGAUCAGGGGACUGUACAGACCCACCAACGAAUUCAACUGCAUGUAGUUCAGAUCCAAACAAAUACUGUGCCUUGUGUGAGAUCUCCUUCAAUAAUGGCCAAAUGGCAGUGCAACACUAUAAUGGCCGCAAGCACCAAAGGAACUUAGCCAGACAGCAGAUGAUGCAAAAGCUUGAAGAGCUUCAUGAAGAAAACCCUUUGACGUGCGCCAUAUGUAAUUUGCAAUUCAACUCUGUAGAGAUGUACCAAGCCCAUAUGCAGGGUAACAAGCACUACAUGAGGGAGAAAAAGGUCUUCGAGCUCUGCAAAUCCCAGAAGAAAUCUUAUAACACAUUUGCUGAUGAACUUGCACAUUACAUCGAAGUCCAGAAAGCUCGUGGAAUCACACCUAGGAUUGGCAAGUUUAAAUCUAAGGAUGAAACGCAGAAGGAAUGUGAUGAAGUAGAAGUAAUACCCGAUUGGGAGAAUGAACAUAUCACACAACAAUAUCCACAGACUAUAGACAACUUUUCUCCCAAUGAACAUAUCACACAACAAUAUCCACAGACUAUAGACAACUUUGCUCCCACGUAUCACCUUGACCUACCCUAUCACGCCCCUCAGUUCACUGUACAAGGUUUUCAACCUCCAUAUACUGACUCUCCAUGGCUUUCAGAUGGUUGGGACAGCUAUAAGCCGCCAUCUCCUCCAUACUUGAAGCCAUCUGUGGAAUCUGGUGCUCGAUUUCUGAAGAGACAUAGAAAGUGCUCAAGCUCCUCCUCGUAUUCUACCUCAUCAUCUUCCUUGUCUUCCUCUUGUACUAGUAGUGGAGCAAGUAAUCAUGAUGAAGGGAAACACAGACAAAGAGAGAAGAGGAGGAGCAAAAAAUCCCGGAGGGAAAGAGGUAGACGAUCAAGAACAACAAACUCAGACAAGACGAGGCAAAGGCAACAAAACAAAGCAAGAGAUUAUAACCCAGAGGAGAGGAGGAGUGAUGAUAAUGAAGCGGGGGGAGAUCGGAAAAAAAAGCGCAAGUACCACAGCAAGCAUAGAUCACAAGAAAAGAAAGAACUAAAGGGAGAAGAUGGGGUGAAAGACAGCAUCGCGCCAGCAGACUUGGUAGAAACCCAACAAGAGACAGAAGAAAAUGUUGUGCAAUUGGAUGACAGACAGGCAGAGCAUGACAAUACGAAAACCAGAAAAGAUAAGAAAAAAGCAAAAGAGAUGCUAGACAAUAGGACAGAGGAGGAAAAGUUGUGGGAUGAUUCCAUUCUUGGCUUUUAAACCCAGGAAAUGGAUUGGAAAUGUAUAAAUAUGCCAUUUUAGCAUGAUUAAAGAGCAAUAUUACUCAUGUAUACAUUUUAUAAUUAAAACACUUGAGUGAUUUAGGUAAUGGAUUAGUCCUGAAAUAUUUUUAGUUAAUAUGUUUGGACUCCAGUUAACGUAUUGCUUAAUGUUUGAAGGUGUUUCACACCCACGUCCUAUGUUUCUCACUAUGUUUGAUACCAUUUAAUCAACAUGCACUUUCAAUUGUUAGUGGUGUGAAUGUUCUUGUUUUUUUUUUUAAAUAAACACAAUUGAAAACAAUAUGGCAGAUCCAAAUAGUGUAUUCGGUUAAUCCCCGUGCGUUGAUGCUUUUACUGUAAGUCGGUUAAGACCAUACCCAGGAGUGACCACUUUUUUUUUUUAAACUGGUAUCAAUUAUAGUUGCGGGCUAUCACUUU